CAGGAACAAGGAGGAGCGAAAAUGGGAGCUUCGAUAAUGUCUUCUCCCUCUCAUUCUCACCUCAUCCACUCUCUUCUUCUCCGGUCAGUUCCUUCUUCUCUCUCGACUUUCCUCUCUAGACCCUCCGCCGCCAUCUCAGCCGCUUGCUCCCAUCAGUUUAAACCCAAUAGUUCUAUCUUCCUCAUUCGCCAAUCUCCUCACCGUUCCCGGUCUUUUAGUCCCUCAGCAUCCGUUUCAUUCUCUCGCUCCUUUUCUUCCACCAUUUCUGAUACCUCUGCGGUCGGAUUUGAAGACGACGAUGUAAUUGACGAUGACGACGAAAGUGAUUACGAAGAUGAAGUUGAAAUCGAAGAUGAAGUUGAAAUCGAAGAUUUCGAACUGGAAGACAACACCGUUGAGGACGGGUUGGAAACUGCUGUGGCUUCGGACUCGUCUUCGGCGGUGGUGAGUAGAAGUGAAGUGAAGAAUAUUCCGAGUUUGACGGUUAAGGAGAAGAAAGAGUUGGCAUCGUACGCUCAUAGCUUGGGGAAGAAGCUGAAGAGUCAGUUGGUGGGGAAGUCUGGCGUCACUCCUGGCUUGGCUACUUCUUUCAUCGAGACACUUGAAGCCAACGAGCUUCUCAAGAUCAAAGUUCUGGGGAACUGUCCAGGGGAGCUGGAGGAUGUGGUGAAGCAAUUGGAGGAAUCAACAGGGUCUGUGGUAGUGAGCAAAAUUGGGAGAACUGUUAUCAUUUAUAGGCCCAGCAUCUCUAAAAUGAAAGCAGAGGAAGAAAAACGACGUGCCCGAAAAAUGUAUGUGAGAAAAGAACCCGAUCGAGUGAAACUAUUUUUGCAGAAUAAAGUACAAACACCGAGAAGCUCGAACCGAGGUCGUCGUGGAAGCAGCAGGUUUUGAUCUGAAGUAGAAUUCACAUCUAACAGGUUUAUUUUGAAAUUUUAUCCAUGCAAGUUUUUUGUUACACCGUUCUAAAUGUUGCAGUUCCACUAGUUUUUAUUUGGUUCAUCAAUAUAGAGGCUUUUGUUCUGCUUUCGUUUCA
Messenger RNA from Cucurbita pepo subsp. pepo (vegetable marrow), 1036 nucleotides. Its product is annotated as RNA-binding CRS1 / YhbY (CRM) domain protein. The record is from RefSeq and is a predicted model, not a curated record. Lineage: Eukaryota; Viridiplantae; Streptophyta; Magnoliopsida; Cucurbitales; Cucurbitaceae. Gene Ontology annotation, cellular component: chloroplast. Gene Ontology annotation, molecular function: RNA binding.